AUGUAUGUGUUCAUGUUUUAUUUAUUGUAUGUUUGUCUUUCUUCUAAAAUGAAUUCUAUAUUAAUUGCAUCAUUUGUGGCCCUACAGUGGUCCUGCUUAGUUCUGGGCAUUUGUAGUACAAAUGUUAGUUUUGCUCAAAAACAACCACAACUUUUCGUAAAAUAUGGUUGGGGUCAGUUAGAGUUUGACUGGCAAUCACAAAGUCAGCGACAGGAGUAUAUAAGUAGUGGAAAAUACAUACCGGGUAUAUCUGCUCCUAUUGAUGCCGAUGUUUACUAUUCACCUCAUGGAAAUCAGUAUAAUAAAAUCUUUGUCACGAUACCGAGGUUCCAAAAAGGAGUACCAAUAGGUUUAGGUACCAUUACUAAUAAAAACUAUCAUGGAAAUCCAAUCAUUACACCUUAUCCAGAUUGGAGUUGGCAUCUGAAUUCUGAGCAAUGUAACGUAAAUAGGAUUGUGUCAGUUUAUAGAAUUAAAAUCGAUGAAUGCGGAAGACUCUGGGUCCUUGACAAUGGAAGACUAGUUAAGACCAUAAUUUGUCCACCACAAAUCCUAGUAUUUGAUUUAAAAACAAACAAAUUAUUAAGCAGUUAUGAAAUACCAAGAAGUCAAUAUGAAGAAAGAUCACUUUUUGUCACGCCAAUUGUCGAUGUUAGAAAUCGCUGUAGGGAUACUUUUGUAUAUGCGGCUGAUUGUAAAACCAACGCAAUGGUGGUGUAUGAUUAUAAUAAUGGUAAUUCGUGGAGAGUAACUGACAAAACUUUCUAUCCAUAUCCAGACUAUGGAACAUUCAACAUUUUAGGUCAUAGUUUUGACUUGAUGGAUGGUAUUUUGGGAAUGGACUUGGAACCUCUAAAUAGAGGUGAUAGAAAAUUAUUCUAUCAAGCUAUGUCAAGUCCUACCUUAAACUGGGUAUACACUUCCGACUUAAAAAAUCAAUCAAGGUUUGCAAGUAAUCCAGGUUCAUCUCCAAAAAUUUUCCAUACAUACAGGGCCAGAAGGGACACGCAAAGUGCGGCUAUGGCUAUAGAUAAAGAUGGCAUUUCUUAUUCUGGACUGAUGAGUGAAGUCCAAUUGAUAUGUUGGAAUACGAAAGCUCCAGAAUAUGGAUCUAAAUUUUGGGAAGUUGUGGCAAAUAAUAAAGAAACUUUACAAUUUUUAAGUGGAAUAAAAGUUAUUAAUAACUAUAAAAAAAACUAUCAAGAGCUCUGGGCAGUAACUUCGAGAUUCCAAAGAGUAACUGAUCAUUCAAUAGAUGUAAAUGACGUAAAUUUCAGGAUUUUAGUGGAGAAAGUUGACGAUUUAACUUUUGGUACAAGAUGUAAGAAACGAGGUCCUAGCGGGCCACCAGGAGGUGGUUAUGGUUUAUAUAGACCAUGAUUUGCUUAUUAGGUUUAAUAUAUUUUAUUUUCAUUCUUUACGGUUAUGAUUACCCAAUUAAUAGUUUUUAUUUUAUAAAAUUAUAUAACCAAUGUAAAUGUCUAAGCAUAGCAGAUAAGUAGAAAUUAUUUUUAUUUUUAUUACUUCCUAUAACCAGUCAACGCUAUAAUACUUAGUUAUGAUAUGUAUGUAUAUCCUUAUAAUUCAAAGCAAUUUAAGUAUAAUAAAUGGUAUGUACAUUAUUUAGAUAAAGGGUUGCCAAAUUUUGUAAAUGAAAAAGCGGAAAACGUGAAUCUGUGACAGAAGAUGUGUCAAACAAUGUUUAUAUAUAUAUAUAUAUAUAUAUAUAUAUAUAAGCUGAAAAUAAACAAAUAAACGAAAAGUAUAACAAACUUGCACUAUAACCCAUAGAUAACAAAGCCUUUGUUAUAAUCGAGUUGUCACUAAAAGAACCAGCUUUUUCUUUAAUGUCAUUAUUAUUGAAGAAAAAGUAAAGAAUUCCUGAAAGUACCACCUUAAAAUUGACCAUGUGAUCAGUUUUUCUAAGAAUUUUAUAAACAUUUUGUAAAAUAGUUGUUAAUUAUCCUUCUAAAAUACACCAUCAAUAACACCAAGCAAUAUUCAUGUUUUUACAUUUUAUUCGCUUUUUAUAAAAAUAAUCGUAAAAAGAUAUGUAAACAAUUUUACAUGCAGGAUUUACAUUUUUGGAACCUUAAUUUUUAAUAAAAAGCUUUAAUAAUUGUAGUACUAUUAUUUAUGUAGGU
Molecule: messenger RNA, 2144 nt
Organism: Brassicogethes aeneus
Lineage: Eukaryota; Metazoa; Arthropoda; Insecta; Coleoptera; Nitidulidae
Source: the annotation of a GenBank genome assembly